AUGCAUUUCCCAAUACUCCCUACCAUUCUGCAAACCACUUCUCUUGCAACUUCAACAACCCUCCUCGCUCUAUCUGCUGUUACAGUCUACCUUACCACAGACUACACAACCUCGCUAGAUCAUAGAGUUCCAGCAGGGUCUUACAAAUGGGUCGGACACCUUGGCUCACCUGAGCGCGGCGCGUACUGGCACGCUGUCGGCUCUGGAGGUAAAGACUUUAACAUAGUGACACUAGAGUAUGUGACCAGCAACGACAUCUGGAUUCUGACGAGUGGGUGUGUUGGCCUGGUUGCUGGACUGAUGGGAUGGCUGGUUGUGUGGUGGAUGUCAAGAAAGGAGAAGCACCCAACAGCUCAUCCCUCUAGCUUUACAUGGAUGCUUGUUUCUUCGAUCUUCUUCGGGUCUGCGGCGCUCGCUAUGUCGCUCACGUCUACAAUCUUCACAUCACAAACUAAGGCCCGUCUGCAAGAUGCAACUUGCAUACCAAAUUCUGUCUAUACACCUACCAAUAACUACUUCAUUCGCACGCGCGAGCUAGCUGCUUGCGACCAACUAGAAAAUGUCUAUAUGGAGAAUAUGGGGUGGAGCGAGAGGAUGUGCAGAGAGGCGAGAGCGAGCAGAAUGAUGUUGGCGCCAACUUUGGUUUGCGCAGUAGUCUUGAUCGUCGUGUGGAUUGCGCAGGUUGUUGUCAGCAGGAAGCGGAAUGCUGUUGUCGCUGAUAUGAGAGUGCAGAGGCUUCAGCAGGAAGACAAGUGGGACAAGUCGACGGUGUAUGAGCCCAUGAGGUAUGACAUACGAAAGAAGGCGUGA
Molecule: messenger RNA, 810 nt
Organism: Alternaria burnsii
Lineage: Eukaryota; Fungi; Ascomycota; Dothideomycetes; Pleosporales; Pleosporaceae
Exons: 2
Coding region: 1-810 (269 amino acids)
Source: RefSeq, a predicted model, not a curated record